Phytophthora nicotianae INRA-310 is the source of this 2448-nucleotide messenger RNA. RefSeq lists its product as hypothetical. Gene Ontology annotation, molecular function: structural molecule activity. Lineage: Eukaryota; Oomycota; Peronosporomycetes; Peronosporales; Peronosporaceae. The transcript is spliced from 2 exons. The coding region runs from base 1 to 2448 and encodes 815 amino acids. The record is from RefSeq and is a predicted model, not a curated record. Gene Ontology annotation, biological process: viral genome replication.
AUGGCCCCUCUUGUUCCUUUCCACACUAUGGACCGUCAGUGGGACGCACGCUUCAAUGUACCUACCGAUGAAGAUCUCGAGGCUCUCCUUCUCAAUGUCAAGAGCGAAGUUGACCAAGGAAAGUUCCAAUACUGCCUCGUCGGUGGAGUAGAGAUCGGUGAUCGUCCUUACCAAACGGACUACCUCAUCAAGCACGUGCACGUAGCUCUGGUGUACAAUAACCGCGUCUCGAAGAACUCCGUGCUGAAGAAUCUUCAAAUCAAGCAAGGCAAUGGCUAUUACCUUGUUCCACGUAACCGUGAUCUGCCUAUCCAAGGCUGGAUCGAUCAUCACACCAAGUCAAAAACGAAAAUCAACGAGGACUUCAAGCUGUAUGAGUACGGCACUCUACCUGCUGACAAACCCAAUAUCUCUGCUCAAGUGACCAAGAGAUCGCCAGAGGAAAAGAAGAGAAAACUUGACGAUGUCAUCAAGGAGAUGCGAGGCAUGAUCGAAGAAGGACGCGAAGAGGAAGCCUUCACCAAGUUUCCUCGAAACUACUUGACCUAUGGAGAAAAGCUGAAAGCUAUGAUCUCACAGCGUCGUGACUUUUUCAAGAGCAACGGUGACCCUCACAUCUGGCUUACUGGUACUCCUGGUUCUGGCAAGUCUGCCAUCUUGCAGGUCAUCUAUCCUGCGUAUUACAACAAGAAUCUGGACAACCGUUUCUUCGACUUGUACCAGCCAAAAGUGCACACGCACAUGCUUCUUCAAGAUGUCGAUCACACGACGGUUGAAAAGUUGGGAGUCCAGUUCCUAAAGACCAUCUGUGACGAAGCUGGUUUCCCAGUUGACCAAAAGUACAAGACGCCGCAACUGGCUCGUACCACUGUCUUGGUCUCUUCCAACUUCACCAUCAACGAUGUGAUUCCGGAAGACAUGCCAGGACGCAAUGAAAAUCUAACGGCUCUGCGUCGUCGCUUCUAUGAAGUGAACGUUCGUGUUCUUUUGCAGAUACUCGGACUGAAGCUUCUGUCGAAGUACGAACUGAACGGCUUGAAACGCGUGGGAAAUCAAGAUCCAACCAAACUCUUCAUGUCGUGGGAUUACACUCGUGACAUUCCCACUGGAGAGUCGUUGAAGACUGCCAAGGAAUACCAGCAGAUCAUCAAGGAUCACUACUACGGAACGAACACUUCGCCUCACUCGAGUCAAGUUGCUUUAGCACAUGAUAUUGCUUAUGAUUUCUUGGAAAAAAAAGGAUUCAAUCCAUAUACACAAUAUGGAAAAGACGAUGAACGAGCAUAUCAAGAAUUCUCAUUUAACGAUUACGGUGGAGCGCUAGGAAAACUGUACUUUGGUAUAAAACGUAAUGCAGCAAAAGCUGGAUUAGUAGGACCACCAGGAAAGCGUCUUCGAGGAAAACAUUGGGACGAUAAAAAAGAUGGUCAAUCACCUGGAGAACCAUCAUUGCCGAAUUCGACUGAUAACGCACAAGUCAACUUCCAGAAUACUAUGAACGGAAAUGGAAGUGGUGAAGGUGACGGAUCUGGUAACCAAGCCGGUCUUCGAGAGACUCCAAUCGAUAAUCCCUAUGUCGUGUUCAGAGGACCACCAGACUAUACGUUCGCGAGUCUGCCGUAUGUUGAAACGCGAUACGCGGAUAUUGCAGACUACUAUUCGAGAGAUCAUAUCUUUCGUCUGACCUCACCAUACGAUUGUUCGCAAGCCAAUUCUGUUGUUGGCAUUAACGCUGGUGCUGGUGUUACAAACAUUACUCCUGAGAGCGCUGAUGGAACGUUGCAAUCGGCCCGGUGGUUUAACUACUACUCCGGACUAUACAACUACUAUCAUGUGGUAUCGUGCCAGUACAAUGUGUUUGUGGAGAACUUAUCUACAGAACCUUUGUGGGUAUACCGACUCUUCUACAACGAUGACCAGCCAAAUACACUGGCUAGUAACGACGAUAUGCAGCUGUGGCCAAACACAAUGUACCACUAUCUCGAUCGCCGUGCUCUUGCUAUCACUGGAACUGGAAAAGUUGAAGUUGCAGGAGAACAUCCUGAUGACACCAUCAAUGCUGAGAACAUCAACUCGACUGCCUUGAUAGACAAUUUUGAGAAUACGAACAUGGUGGCAAACAAUGGUGUAUCCAAGUGUGUCAUUUCUGGAGAAUACCGUACUGGUCAACACACAAGAGAAAUUCGUUUGGAUUCAUCAGUUGAGAAUUGGACGGCUACUAACACAAACCCUCUACUUCCGGAGAAACUAUUGAUUCGUGUGAAGCCUGUGAAUGAUACAGUUCGUCUAAACAGUGCUACUAGUUCUGGUGACGAUCUUAAGUACAAGAUUGUUGUGAAGCUGAACUACCUUGUCGAGUUCAAGGAACUUCCUGUCGGUCUACGUUAUCCAGUGCAAAGACAACCUUUGACUGUUACAAUUGCUGCUGACGUGGAGUCUACGAACUAA